Molecule: messenger RNA, 2724 nt
Organism: Sitophilus oryzae (rice weevil)
Lineage: Eukaryota; Metazoa; Arthropoda; Insecta; Coleoptera; Curculionidae
Exons: 2
Coding region: 275-2089 (604 amino acids)
Cellular component (GO): nucleus
Molecular function (GO): DNA binding
Source: RefSeq, a predicted model, not a curated record
CGGGGCUUCUUUGCUCCUUCAGAGCCUACUUUGCUCCACACUCAAAAAGAGUUUCACUUUAUUAUAAAAUUACACCUAAGAGGAAAAUGACCAAAUUAACACUGCUGUAUUGAAGGUUAUCUAUGUUAGUGUAACAUGUGCAAGGAGCCCGCCAUUUCUAAGUUUAUUUAGGCACAUAACCUUGAUGUGAAACUGGUGUAAGAGAAUUUGCUCUAUUUUUAAUCGCCAAGAUUUAGUGUGUGCACAAGUUAUUAAAGCUGAUUUUCAAUUAACUAUGCCUAGAAAUUACAAAAGAAAAGCCGGUGCGCGAAAAUACGCUGAUUACACAGAAGAAACUCUAUUAGAAUGUUUAAACGAAAUAAAACAUGGACGCAUAUCGCAUAGAGCCGCUGAAGAAAAGUACAAGAUUCCUAGACGAACAAUCUUGAAUAAACUCAAAUGUAGACAUUCUAAAAAACCGGGGCAUCAGCCCAUAUUUACUGCUGACGAAGAAAGAGAAUUUGUUCAGUGCAUUAUAUCUUUAGGGGACUAUGGGUUUCCUGUGAAUAUGCAAGAAUUGAGAAACAUCAUAAAGAAUUACUUGGCCAGAUGUGGAAGGGAAGUAAAAGUAUUUAAAGAAAACACACCUGGUACUGAUUGGCUAAAAGGCUUUUUAGUCAGAAACCCUGAACUAUCACAACGCUUCGCCGAAAAUGUAAAACGAAUGAGAGCCGCCGUGGAUGAACCAAUGAUAAGAAGUUUUUUUGAAAAUUUGUCCGAUGAGUUGAGAGACGUCCCGCCAACGAAUAUCUGGAAUUUCGAUGAAACGAACUUGAGCGAUGAUCCAGGAAAGAAAAAAGUUAUAGUAAAGAAAGGAUCAAAAUAUCCAGAGUUAAUACGGAAUGCAUCGAAAACGUCCAUAUCGGUUAUGUUUUCAGGUAAUGCGGCAGGAGAAUUACUCCCGCCUUAUAUAGUAUAUCGAGCCAACAAAAUGUGGACGACGUGGACCGAAAAUGGACCUAAGGGAUGCCGGUAUAAUUCAAGUAGUUCAGGAUGGUUUGAUGCGUCAAUAUUUAGCGACUGGCUGGAAUGUCAGAUGAUUCCUCGGCUAAAAAAAUUAGAAGGCAAAAAAGUUGUUUUAUGUGACAAUCUGUCCUCUCACAUAACAGUGCAUGCAUUAAAGCUAUGCCGCCAAAACCAAAUAACAUUGAUUUGCCUACCGCCAAAUAGCACCCACUUGACGCAGCCUUUAGAUGUGGCAUUUUUCAGACCACUGAAAAUAGCAUGGAGGAGGGUACUAUCAGAGUGGAAAGAUACUGAUGAAGGCAUUCGUAAUACCAACAUACAGAAGCAGAACUUUCCACCGCUUUUGUCAAAAAUGAUGGAAAUUAUUGGGCCAAACGUGGAAGAAAACUUAAAAGCAGGUUUUCGUAAAUGUGGCAUAGUCCCCUUAAAGGUAGAAGAAGUUCUAAGCCGCAUUCCAAGAUCUUCUUGUAAUCCAGAUGAUAUCCAAGGCGCAUUUCUUCAAAAAAUUCAAAGCCAACGAAUAGAGUUAACGAAAGCUGUUAAAAGUCGUAGAAAAAAACUCAAUAUUCCCCCCGGAAGAAGUGUUUGUUUGGAAAACUUGCAAAGUGAUGAAGAUAUGUCUAAUAGUGAGGUAAUAGCCGAUAAUGAAACACUGGAAGAAGAGCCUACUACUUCAUCUGGGAUAAAACGCAACGAAACUAUAUUUGAUGAGAAUUCCUCAGACGACAUUGAUUUCGACGAACUGGUUAAAGAGCAGGAAAAAGAAAAGGCUUUCGUGGAUUACAUAGAAGGAAAAUCAGCAAACGAUAAUACCCUUCAAUUUAAAAAUACAGUUCGGGAAAUAGGAAGUUUCGUUGUUUUUUCCUAUGAAGGAUUGCUAUAUCCUGGGAAAAUUUUGAGAUUUAAUGAAGACGAAGUCGUCAUUAGCUCCAUGGAAAAGUCGCUGAAAAUGUGGAAGUGGCCUUCUAAACCAGAUGAAAUUCCUUACUCUUGGGACGAUGUUCUGGGUUCCAUAAAUCCACCUAAGCAAGUUUCUAAAAGAGGCAUAUUUGCUGUUCCGGAAUUAACAGACUUUUUAGAUUAGUAAAUAUUUCUUGUUACGCAAUGUAAACAGUUGACCUUUUGUCUUUUUUUGUUUUUAAAAACAUUAAGUCAGUGUUUCCUAUUUCAUAAUUUGUUCUUAGUUUAUUUUGAAAAUUGAAAUAGAAAAAAAACGGAUUUUCAACACUUCUACGAACUUAUUUGAACCACGUUAUAUAAGUUUCUCGUUACUUUUGAAUGCAUAUUAAUAAAUAUGGUAUUUCACUACGUUAUCUACACAAGUUUGAUCAUAAAGUUGCAUUUUUUGCAAUUCUAGUUUGUAUAUUAAGGUUUUCUGAAAUAAAAUAUAUCAAAAAACAACUUUUUGGAGGUUUUUGCUAUUUAAGACUAUAAUUUGGAACAAAGUCAAUUAAAUGCGUCGGGUAACUUUGCCCCAAAUAACACAUAGCUCACGUUACAACGAUAUUUUUGAAUUGGAGCAAAGUAACCCCCUCCGUUGGUUGACUUUGCGCCACUUUUUAACAAAAAAAAUUGGUACCAAAAAAAAUGAUUACCUAAUAAUUGGCCAUGAGACAAUACUCAGUAAUAUUUGUUUUAUCUCUGGUGAUAAGUACAAGUUCAUUUUAUUUUUUCUGAGUCUUCUACCAACUAAUUCUCAUAUUUCUUCAAAAAAAUGGA